AUGUCUUCGUCGGUGCCUUAUGACCCAUACGUGACUCCUGAACAGGAUGAGACCAAUGAGCAGUCGCAAUCCAAGGCUGCUGCUUUGAAAGCUGAGAUUGAUGAUACAGUUGGUAUUAUGCGAGAUAACAUUAACAAAGUUGCCGAGCGUGGUGAGAGGUUGACCUCUAUAGAGGAUAAGGCGGACAAUCUAGCCAUCUCUGCGCAAGGUUUCAAGAGAGGUGCCAACAGGGUGAGGAAACAGAUGUGGUACAAAGAUCUAAAGAUGAAAUUCUGUCUAUUCGUUGUGAUUAUAUGUCUGCUGGUCGCAAUUGUUGUGCCAAUAGCAGUUCAUUUCAGUUGA
Messenger RNA from Nakaseomyces glabratus, 342 nucleotides. RefSeq names its product SNAP receptor SNC1 (gene SNC1). NCBI's taxonomy places the organism in Eukaryota, Fungi, Ascomycota, Saccharomycetes, Saccharomycetales, Saccharomycetaceae. Gene Ontology annotation, biological process: vesicle-mediated transport; vesicle fusion. The record is from RefSeq and is a predicted model, not a curated record. Gene Ontology annotation, molecular function: SNAP receptor activity; syntaxin binding. Gene Ontology annotation, cellular component: plasma membrane; SNARE complex.